AGUCAAUCGAUAUGGCAGAUGACCAUCACUAGCGUUGGUUUUUGUUGCAUACAAGAGACGGAUGGGCUUCCGUAAAAUAUAAAAGAAUACAAGUUAUUUAGGCUUUAGUUCAAUGUAUUUAAACAAUUCAAGCGCUUCUUUUCUUAUACGUUGUGCUAGUUUUGAAAUUUUACCGAUCGUGUGCGAUGGGUGCUCAGUGAAAGUGAAGCUGCAGGCCUUACCAUAUCCAUGUCCGCGGCAGCCGCAGCAACAACAAAAGCGAAACGAAAGAAAAGUGAAAUUUGAGCAAAAGGAAUAGCGCAUGCUAGUCUAGAAAUAACAAAGAAAUGGAAAAUUUGAAAAUAAGCGAAAAGCUAUUCGAGGAUGUGAUCUAUUAUGUGCUUGGCAGCCUGGAUGAUGAGAGCGAGCGCUUGCUUAAGAACGGCGGCGCACAAUCGAAGCUUUUCCUUUCCGACCAAAUCACGCAUUUGAUAUGUGCCAGCAACUACUCCGAGGAGGAGCUGUCCAUGAAUCUGGACCUCUACAAUGUGAUACCUGUGAUCGAGCAAUGGAUAUUGCACAGCGUCAAGCUGGGUCGCAUGGCCUCGACGCGUGCCUUCGAUCCCAGCCAGCCGCGUUUCUUGCGCGGCAUACGGGCAGCUAUUACAAACGUGGUGCCCAGCGAUCGGAGGCGUCUCUAUGCUAUGCUGACCUUCCACGGAGCCGUUGUCACCAACACGUAUGGGGCAACCAAUACGCAUCUGGUAUGCGGCGCCGCCACUGGGACCAUUUAUAAUAAAGCGCUGGCGCUCCCUAAGAAUGCAAUGAAUAUCGUUACGCCCGAUUGGGUCACCGAUUGUAUCAAAUGCAAGAGCUGCCUGCCCUGUGAGCCUUAUCAUCCCAGAUUGCUGAAACCAAUCGAGAAACAACGUGCGCAGAAGCAGCAGCAGCAACAAAAUCUACAGCAACAGCAGCAACAACAACAGCAGCAACAACAACAACAACAGCAGCAACAACAACAGCAGCAGCAACAAUUGCAGCAGCAAUUAGCACAGCAGCAGCAACAACAACAGCAACAGCAACAUUUAGUUCAGCAAUUGCCACAACAACAGCAACAGCAGCAGCAACAACAGCCCCCAGCAGCAUCUCAGCUCUCUGAUAUACUGGGCUUCGGCGACGACAGCGCUGCUAAGAGCAUAGCCAGCAUUAAGUCCCAGCUGCAGGCAUCGGCAGAGCGCGCUGCAGCCGAGCAACAACAACUGCAACAGCAGCAGCAGCAACAACAACAACAAUUGCCACAACCAGCGCAGCAGCAGGUUGUUUUUGUGCGACCACGGAAUCUGCAGCAGCAGCAACAAUUGCAACAGCAAUUGCAGCAACAGAGCGCACCCCAAGCGCCACCGCCACCGCCGCCGCCCAAUCAACAGCAGCAACAGCAAAUUAUAAUACAACAACAAAAAAUCAUACCAGCCAACCUGCAGCAACAGCAGCAGCAACAACAGAUCAAGCACAUCUUGCAGCAGCAGCGGCAAAUGAAGAGUACACAGCAGCAGCAACAACAGCAGCAACAACAGCAACAGCAACAACAGCAACAACAACAGCAGCAGCAACAACAACAGCAAAUGCAGCUGAUGCAGCAACAGGACCAGCAACAGCAACUUCUACUUCAGCAGCAGCAACAACAGCAACAGCCACGUCUGCCUACCACGCCCACCAUGCCCCAGCCAUCCAUGCCCAGUGGACGCCAAACACCGCGCACGCCUCAGCCUGCAACAACACCGCAGCCCGUGCAGUCGCCGCAGCAACAGGUGGCACAACAGCAACAGGUACCUCAUCAGCAACAGCAACAGUCGGUGCCCGUCUCGCCGCAAGCUCUGCAUCAGCACAUCAUGAAACAGCAGCAGAUGCUGCAGCAGCAACAAAUGCAAUUGCAUCAACAUGUUCAAAAUGGCCAAAGCCUGACAUCACAGCAACAGGCGCUGCAACGGCAGAUACAGCAGCAGCAACAGCAACUGUUGCAACAGCAGCAGCAGCUGCAAAUACAAAUGCAGCAAAUGCAACAACAACAACAGCAGCAGCAACAACAGCCACAGCAGCAGCAAUCACCACGAUUGGUCCAAAAUCGUUCGCCAGUCAUGCCACCCGGCACACCAUCACCUUCGCUGCAGCAGCAACAGCACUUGAGCAACAUGUUGCCGCCUCAGUCGCCGCGACAACUGCAGUCGCCCGCGCCACAAAUGACGCCGCCACCGCCACCCUCGCCACAAAGUGCGCAGCAGCAUUUGCGUCAGCAACAACAACAAUUGCAACAGAGCCGCCAGCAGCAGCAACAACACAUGAUGGGCAGUCCGCAGCAACAGCCGACGCCAACAUCCAUGAUGUCGCCGCAACAGCAGCCGUUUCAGCAACCUGUGCAUCAACAGCAACGCAUGCAACUGCAGCAGCAACAGCAACAACAGCAGCUUGCACAACAGCAACAACAGAGUCCGCAGCACAUCUCAGCGCCGCAAUCACCGCAGAUAUCACAAACACCGCCCAUGGCCAACAAGCAACAACAGCAGGCAGCACAGCAUCAGCAGCAGCAACAACAACAGCAAUCAUUUGUCCAGCCCAUCGAUCCAACAGAUCCGGUGCAAGUGGCUCAAGUGCUCAGUCGUUCGACGCUUUCAAGCAAUCAGGAUUCGCUGAUAAUGCGGCAGCAGCAGCUGAAGCAACAGCAGUUACAGCAACAACAACAGCAGCAGCAACAAAUGCCUACACAACAACAUACACCCUCGCCACGACAAUCACCACUGCAUCAGCAACAAGCAACGCAACAACAGCAACAAGUAACGCAACAACAGCAACAACAACCACAACCAGAGAGGUCGUUACAGCAAAUGCAAGCUCAACAGCAGCAGCCGCAACAAAUAUCACAACAACUCGCCUCUGGACAACAGCAGCAGCAACAGCAACAGCAGCAAGUGAUCACCCAGCGACACGUGAUAAACACUUCAACCGCACAGGGACAACAGAUAAUUCAGAGUCACAUGAUGAGCAUACAGCAACAGCAGCAGAAGCAGCAGCAAAUGUUGCAGUUGCAGCAGCAACAACAACAACAACAGCAGCAGCAGCAACAGCAACAUCAAAUGAUACCUCAGCAGCAGCAGCAACAGCAGGCACAACAGCAGCAAUUGCCACAGCAACAGCAGCUGCAACCACAGCCGCAGCAGCAGCAGCAGCAACAACAACAAGUGCAGUUUACGCAACAGCAAAAUAUUGCGCUUGGCAGUGGCGGUCAGGUGCGUAUUAUACAACAAACGAUACAGCCACCGCAACAGCAGCAGCACUUGUUGGGGCAACAGUUUCCGCAGCAGCCACAGCAGCAACAACAGCAGCAAGUGCUGACGCAGCAGCCGCAACAACACCCACUGCAACAACAACAGCAGCAGCAGCAGCAGCAGCAGCAGCAGCAACAACAGCCACAACAACCCAUGCAAACCAAAAAGUUUAUCAUAAGUCAACAGCAGUUCAGCCAGCUAAGCGCACAGCAGCAGCAGCAGAUUUUGGCACAGAAUCAGCAAAACCAAAAUGUGUUCAUUGUAAAUUCCACGAAUCUGUCGCAGCAACAACAGCAGCAGCAGCAACAGCUUGUGCAGCAACGACAACUAUUGCAGCAACAACAGCAGCAGCAGCAGCAACAACAGCAGAUGCCACCAAAUCAAAUGAUGUUGGCACAGCAGCAACAAUCACCACAACAGCAACAGGCGCCUCCACAAAUGCAACAGCAACUGCUCACACAGCAGCAACAACAGCAACGGCUGCAAAUGCAACAGCAGCAGCAGCAGGCGCCACAACAGCAACAACAAAUUGUGAUCAAUCAGCAAGUCAUCAGCGAUCCACAGCGCUUGCAAUAUUUACAGCAACAGCAAUUGCUACAGCAGAAACAGCAGCAGGCACAGCAACAACAGCAACAACUUGUCGGACCACCACAGCAACAGCAGCAAAUACUUAUACAACAGCAACAGCCAGUGCCACAACAGCAACAGCAGCAGCAGCCUCCUCAGCAGAUCAUGCAGCAAGUACUUAUUAAGCAGCAGCAUCUGCCACAGCGCACGCCACCGCCACAAUCGCCACAACAACAGCAGCAGCAGCAGCUGAUGUUGCAGCAGCAAUCGCCUCAACAUCACACGCAACUGCAACAGCAGCAGCCCCAUUGGUCGCCGCAGAGCCCUGUGACAAAUCAGUUGGCGCCCACCACACCAGGCACGCCCACCACGAGCAUGGGCAUGCAGUCGCCCUUGCCGGGCACACCCACCACGCCCCAGCAACAAGCGCCACAAUUUGCGCCGCGCGGUCUGCGCCCACAGACACCAUGGACCGCACAGCAGCAGCAGCAGCAACAACAACAACAGCAGCAAUCGCAACAACCGCAGCAGCAGCAACAACAGCUUGUGCUGCCACCGCCGCAACAACAGCAGCAGCAGCGCCAGCUGAUCCAAUUGGACGAGAAGAUGCAUGCGCACUUCAUGUCGCUGGAUGCGCACAAACGUGCCGAAUACAUAACGAAACUGAAUCAGAGCAAGCCACGUGUCAUGCUGCGCCAGCAGGUGGCCUACCAGCCGCGUCCCGGCGCACCGGGCAGCGUGGUGGCAACACGUGCACAGGGCCCAGUACCGGUGCCGGGGCCAGGCACUUCGCACAUCAUUGUGCAGAGUCAAAUGCCAGGCGGACUCACGCAGCAGGAGCAAAUGUUGUGGCUGCAGCAGCAGGGCACGCGUCAGGUGGUAGUGCGUGCUAGUGGUGCGCCCGGCCUGAGUCCGAUUACGCAGCAACAACAGCAGCAGCAACCGCCGGGUGGUGCCCAGCAACAACAGCAACAACUACCUCAGCAACAGCAACAGUUCAAUCCCAAUGAUCCUAAUCAGCAAAUGUUGUUGCAGCGCCAACAGCUGCGCGUGCAGCAAAUUCCCAUGCAAGCGGCGCCGGCGCCGCAGCUGGGCAAACAGACGGUGCAGUUGAUACCCGGACCCAAUGGCCAGCUUAUCGAGCAGCAAACCAUUGUGCAGCAACAGAGCCAACAGCAGCAGCAGCAGCCGCCCACACCGGGCACACCCACCACGCCUGGCACAGGCGUCGUUGUAGGCGGUGCGCCAGGAGGCAAUAUAAUGACACAGACAUUGGUCAUGUCAGCAACAGCUCCUGAUGGUCAGCAACAACAGCAACAGACGCCGCAGCAGAUGAACCUGAAGACGAAAACGGCGUUGGCCAAUAUGCUGAGCAAUCGCCUGGGCAACAAUGGACAACAGGCGCCGGCACAACAACAGCAACUCAUUUCCAUGAGCGAUGUACAGCAGCAACAGCAGCAGCAGCAACAACAACAGCAGCAGCAGAUUGUACAACAAGUUGUUGUCAGCGGCGGCACACCACAACAGCAGCAGCAGCAGCAACAACAAUUGCUACUGCAACAGCAGCAGCAACAACAGCUAGUUGUGGCACAGCAGCAACAGCUGCCGUCUGGAGCGCAGCAACAUGUGGAGACACCAUCGGCAGCUGGCACGUUACGCAUGAUGGGACAACAGCAUAAUGCUGCUGUGGGCGUGCCCGGCCAGCCGCGCACACCGCAGGAGCUGCUGAUGCUGCAGCAACAACAGCAGCAACAACAACAGCAGCAGCAGCAGCAACAACAACAGCAAUUGCUGCAACAGCAUCCACAACAAAUGCGACGAGUUGUCGGCGUGUCACAGCAACAGUUGCCGCAACAACAUCUCGUGCAGCAACAAAUUGUGGUUGCACCGCCCAACAUGCAGCAACAACAGCUGCCAGUGGGCGUGCCCGUACAGGUGGCCGGCGGACCACCGCACGUCUACAUGCAGGUGCGUCCCGGACAGCCGCCCAUUCCGAUGCCACCGCGGCCCCAGUUCUAUGGCCAUAAUCCGAACUUGAAGCUACCCCCGGAUUUGUUCCUGGUCGGCUGCACCUUCUACAUCGUGGAAUACGACGAGACGGACAGCGAUGAGCUGCCCAUCUGGCUGGACACCAUUCGACAGUUUGGCGGCGACAUCGAGCGCGUCUAUUGCGCCCGCGUCACCCACGUCAUCUGCCGCACCCAGCGCCAUGGCAUGGUGAUGCAGGCGCUGCGGGAUGCCAAGCGCUGUGUGACCGCCUACUGGCUGAGCGAUAUCUGCCUGAAGCGACAGCUGACGCCGCCCUGGCAGCCCCUGCAUCUGCCCUUCCCCAGUCAGUUUGGCUAUCGCAAGCCGCUGGAGCGCUACAUCAUCACCUCGGAGGGCUUCGAAGGCGAAGAGGUGGUGCGACUGCAACAGAUGGCCGAGGAGUGUGGCGCCAUUUACACCUCCUAUUUGUCCAAGGUGAACACGCUCGUCGUCUGCAAGCAGCUGGAAGGCAAUAAAUACAAUGCGGCCAAAGAGUGGAACAUUCCGAUGGUGAAUGCCCUCUGGCUGAGCGAUGUCUGCAUCGGCAAUCUGAGUGGGUUGACCCAGUACGAGAAUCCCAAGUAUCAGCAGUACAAUCUGGCCGCACCGUUCCGCAUUGAAUGCAAUCUGGUGCAGCAUUUGCUAGCCGCUUGGAAGGCGCCCAUUAAUCUGACCCAGGAAGCGCAUGAGCGCGUCAAGCGUCAUCUUUCCGAUCCGUAUGCCAACGAGCAGAAGCUGAAACGCCAGAAAUUGUGCGUCUACCAGGAGCAUCUGCCCGAGCAAAUUGUUUGCAUUGAAUAUCCGCAGACAACCAAGCCGCCCAAGGUCAUCUUCUCACAGGUCGCCGAUGCGGAGGCGCUCAAGAAAGCUGUCGAGCUGCUGGGCGGCAUUGUGGUGGACAGUCCGACGGAUGCAACACACUUGGUCAUGACACGCGAGAGUCGCACCUGCAAGUUGAUUCAGGCCUGUUGCCACGUUGACUACGUGCUCAAGUCUACCUGGCUGAUAGAUAGCGCAAAGGCCGGCAAAUUUGUGCCGCCUGACGAGUAUCGCAUUCGCCACAUACCCGUCGAUGAGAACUUGCAGUUCGAUUUGGAUGCGGUUCUGUGUGCGCCGACACGUUCCACACUCUUUGCAGGCAAAUACUUCUAUGUGACGCCGGAUGUAUUUCCGGCACGUGAUGAAAUCAUACGCAUGAUCGAAUCAUCUGGCGGCAAAGUGGAGCUGAAACGGCGCAGCGGUGCGGCUGUCGCUGAGGCGCAUGUGCAAGCGCCCGACUCAUAUAUCAUUGUUACCUGCCCAACGGAUAUGCAUUUGUGCGCGGAUCUGACGCGUCAUGGCAAUCCCAAGUGCCAUAUUGUCUCCACGGAGUUUGUGAUGAGCUCCAUACUGCGGCAGCAGCUGGAAAUCGAACCCAACUUGAUACCUUAUCUGUACAACAACAAUAUUUCCAACAGCAGCAACAACAACAAAUCCUAGCGACAAGCUGUCUUCGUUUAUUUGCUGCUAACAGCUUGAUCCACCUCUUAACCCAAACAUCAUCAAUGAACCCACAUUUUCAUCGAGCCUGUGAGCUGUGAAUGCGAGUCUAGUCCUCUGAUUGCGUCAAUACUGAUGAAAAUUGGGCACGAAUCGUUUAGAUUUACAUAUAUCACCAUAUAUAUAUAUUUAUAUAUAUAUAGCAUGGAUCGUUAUCAAGACAAAUUGAUAAAAACUCUGCUUUGUUUUUUGUAAGCACCUCAAACUCAAAGCGCUGAUGGCAGUUCAGCUGCGAAUCGAGUCAUUUAAAAAGAUCUAUCACAUCUAUAUAUUAGCUAGUUACAAUCUAACUGUAAGAAAAAAGUACAUUUAUAUAUAUGUAUCGAGUACAUAUGCAUAUAUAUAUAUAUUUUUGUAAACUAGAUUUAGGCAUAUAUAUCUGUAUAUCUAUAUAUAUGUAUAGGCGUAUACGAAACGUUUCACAGAAAUUUCAAUCGGCUGGCUAUUAGAAUUUUAAGCACCUUUUCGACUUGGAUAAAGUCCACGUUGUUCAAGUCAACUCAAUGUUAGUUAGGUAUACUCAACAAAUAAAGCUUAUGUUAUGUAUGUAAACAACAAAA
Messenger RNA from Drosophila mojavensis, 7993 nucleotides. RefSeq names its product PAX-interacting protein 1 (gene Ptip). Gene Ontology annotation, cellular component: MLL3/4 complex. NCBI's taxonomy places the organism in Eukaryota, Metazoa, Arthropoda, Insecta, Diptera, Drosophilidae. The record is from RefSeq and is a predicted model, not a curated record. The transcript has 7 exons. The coding region runs from base 327 to 7373 and encodes 2348 amino acids.